Molecule: messenger RNA, 587 nt
Organism: Symbiodinium necroappetens
Lineage: Eukaryota; Dinophyceae; Suessiales; Symbiodiniaceae
Source: the annotation of a GenBank genome assembly
AUGGCGCCCCAGAGCAAGAGCGGUAAAGGUCCGCAGAACAAGAUGGCCAAGGCCAUGGCUGCCAAGAGCAAGGCUCAGCAGCAGGCUAAGGUUAAGACCGAAAAAGCGACACCCAAAAGGAAAGCCAAGGCUGCCAAGACGGAGGUCGAACAGGAAGAGGGUGAGCCAACGGUGCCCAGCAGUUUGGGGUUUGCUCGGGGCAGCAUCUCUGCUGCUUUGACUGGGCUCCGCUAUCAGCUGAAGGCUAAGAAAACUUCGGACGACGACAAGGAAGAGUACGAGUCCGGGGACAUCACGACAAAGAGAAUGAUUCUGGCGAAAGUGCAGCAGUACGGGGUGAAGCACUGCCACGUUGCCCGCCAGGGCACUUCGACAUCCGAGUCCCUGGGAAGCCAGUGUGCCGGCAUGAAGAACUUGCAGUUGAAGGACAAGAGAUCCCUGGACAUCAUGUUGGGCAAGAGUUCGGGCAGCAGCAGUUCCAAGGAUCCGGCCGUGCAGCCGAGCGAGAGCUUUGCCAGGGCGAAAGAGCUUUUGAAGAAGAUCGUGGCUGAGAAGAAAAAACUGACCCAGUCCAACGAGGAGCUGAA